Messenger RNA from Thyridium curvatum, 1041 nucleotides. RefSeq lists its product as uncharacterized. Lineage: Eukaryota; Fungi; Ascomycota; Sordariomycetes; Thyridiales; Thyridiaceae. Gene Ontology annotation, biological process: transcription initiation at RNA polymerase II promoter; transcription preinitiation complex assembly. Gene Ontology annotation, cellular component: transcription preinitiation complex; nucleus. The transcript has a single exon. The coding region runs from base 1 to 1041 and encodes 346 amino acids. Gene Ontology annotation, molecular function: TBP-class protein binding; RNA polymerase II general transcription initiation factor activity. The record is from RefSeq and is a predicted model, not a curated record.
AUGUACGCAAGCGCCCCAUUCGACGCUCACAGCGUCGGCGACUUCAAAGAGAAUCUGAGCAACAUCCUCAUCUGCCCGGAUUGCAAGGAGUACCCGCCGCAGCUGGUGGAGGAGUUCUCGAGUGGAGACAUGGUCUGCUCAACCUGUGGACUGGUUGUGGGCGACCGUAUCAUUGACACCCGAUCUGAAUGGCGCACCUUUGCCAACGAUGACCAGGGCAACGACGACCCUUCGCGUGUUGGUGAAGCUGCCAACUCGCUGGCGGACGACGAAGGCCUACGAACCCAGGUCGACACCAAGGCCGGCAACGGCAAGCUUGCUGGAAAGCUGAACAGCAUCAACAAGAAGUCGCAGACUGAGAAGGGCAGCAGCGAGCUGAUGGCGGGCUACAAAGAGAUCAACCACUGGGUUGACACCAUGACUGCCGGCAGAAAUGUCAACGAGAGCGCCUGCCACAUCUUCAAGCUGGCUCACGAACAUGGCCAUAUGAAGGGCAAGUCUCGCGAUGCCUUGAUUGCAGGAUGUAUCUUCAUUGCCUGCCGCCAGUCUGGUGUCCCUCGAACAUUCCGCGAGAUCUACGCAGUCACGCGCGUGCCCAAGAAGGAGAUCGGGCGAGUGUUCAAGUCGCUCGAGACCUUCUUGCAGAAAGUGCAGAAGCACAACCCGUCGGCCAGCAUCAGCCAAGGAGUUAACGACUACAAGGCAUCGAGCUCCACCAGCGCCGAGGAGCUCUGCACCCGCUACUGCAACCUGCUGGACUUCAGAAACACGCCUCGCAUGGAGAAGAUCUCCAAGGCGCUGGCGCGCAAGACCAGCUCUGUCUCGGAUCUUGCCGGCCGCUCGCCUCUCUCGGUUGCUGCCGCCUGCAUCUACUUUGCAUCCCACUUUGUCGAGGAGCCCAAGUCAUCGAAGGAGAUUGCGCUUGUUGCCGGUGUCAGUGACGGCACAAUCAAGACGGCUUAUCGCUUCCUCUACCAGAAGAAAGACGAGCUCAUCGAGUCAGACUGGCAGGGUAACGCGAACAAACUCCCAGCCAACUAG